AGAGGAUUCAAGUGAAAGGUGAUAGAAUUCGAAGUGUAUAUAAACUCAAUCUUUCAACUGGACAUAAAACAGUGUCAAUAUUCUACUUCCUCCAAAAAGUUCUAUCAUGAAUCAAAUCAUUAUUUUCUUCGCUUGCAUUUUUUUGGUGUCUGCUGAUUAUCCUGAUCAUGUCGAUACAACGUAUGAGGAGAAAACUAAACCCGUAAAUAUUCCUAUAUAUAAAAAAUAUGCUAUACCAAUUCCACAUCCUGUAAUAGUCAAAGUACCACAAGAAAUUAGGAUACCAAUUCCUCAACCAUACCAAGUGCCAAUAGAGAUAUCUCAACCAUAUCCAGUUGAAGUUAUCAAACACAUAGAAAUCCCAGUUGAAAAACCUGAACCAUAUGUAGUGGAAAAGCACGUACCAUACGUCGUGGAAAAACCUUAUCCUGUUUACGUGGAAAAAAAAUUCUCUUAUCCCGUUGUAAAGCCUUAUACAGUACAUGUACCUAUUUACAAACAUGUGUACCAACACUCAUCAAAAGGAAAGCAUUGGCAUUAGACCAUUAAUGAUGAAUUCCAAAAAUUUGACAUUUUUCACUGUAAAAAGAGACUUCUUUCUAAGUUAUAAAAAGAAAUAAUUUAGAUUAUAUAAAUAUAUAGAAAAUAGACACUCUGUAAAGUCGCAUGAAAGAAUUGACUAUAUACAAUAUUUACGGAGCAACUUCAAGAGUUGGUCUCUGUAAACAUUGAUAAUAAACAUAAAACUGUGUGCAAAACGGUUUUGCAAUAUUUAUACUCUUAUUAAUAAAUAUUUAGUGAUAAUAAAUUAUUACUUAAUAAAAAUUAUUACUUCUUAUUUAUGUUUUGAAUAAAAUUAAGAUUGUUAUUGUUAAUAAAUUGUUAAUAAUUUACUUCGUAAAUGUUACUUUUUCAAUGUUGCGUUUACUAUAUAAAGGCAGUAAUAAAAAUAUGUGAAUAUUGUAUAAUAGAAAAGAUAAUAGAAAAAUUAUCAUGGUAAGAUUAUUUAGAAAUUCAAAAAUUAUUUAAAAGAGGGAUUCCUAAGCCAUAAGAUAUGUCUAUUAUCAAAUGUUUUUGUCAAAAAAUAUUUGUUUUUUGGAUGUCAAAGUCGAUGCGAUUUUCCCAUUGAAGCUCAAUGCAAAAAUCCAAUUCACUUUGACACCGCCUUAAUAGUUCAAAAUAAUUCUAAACUUCAAAUAUUGCAUACAUCUGAUCCUUAAAAGUUUAAAGCAUUUUUUCGAAUUUGAUUUUUUGCCGUCAUCACGAUUAUCAAGUAUUAAUUUGACUUUUUUAUCAAAACUAUUGUAUUGCUCAGAUUAUUUUUCUGUAUCUUUUUAAAUUAGAUAUUUCUUCAAAUAAAUUUUAUUAAAAUGUA
Molecule: messenger RNA, 1375 nt
Organism: Leptopilina heterotoma
Lineage: Eukaryota; Metazoa; Arthropoda; Insecta; Hymenoptera; Figitidae
Product: MAGE-like protein 2
Exons: 4
Coding region: 107-541 (144 amino acids)
Source: RefSeq, a predicted model, not a curated record